This is a messenger RNA of Ananas comosus (pineapple), 1867 nucleotides long. RefSeq names its product protein DEK-like. The transcript has 12 exons. Lineage: Eukaryota; Viridiplantae; Streptophyta; Magnoliopsida; Poales; Bromeliaceae. The coding region runs from base 85 to 1692 and encodes 535 amino acids. Gene Ontology annotation, cellular component: nucleus. Gene Ontology annotation, biological process: chromatin organization; regulation of double-strand break repair. Gene Ontology annotation, molecular function: DNA binding; histone binding. The record is from RefSeq and is a predicted model, not a curated record.
GAGAGAGGGAGGGAGCUCUCCCCAUUCACAUUUCUCUCGAUUACACCACCCGGGGCUCUAAUCGAUCCCUCAAGUUGGCUGGAUAUGACUGAAGAGGCUCGAGCAUCCGAAAAGGAGGCGAUGACUGUGCCCGAAGAUAUUGGCGGGAAGGACGUAAUUGAAGUUAAAAUCGGCAAAGGAAAUGAUGAGUCAGCUGUUGCAGUCAAUGAAGAAGUGGAAGGUCGAAAAAACGACAAUGAUGUGGCGAUGGCGGAUGCGGAAGACGACAAAGCGGCCAAAGAAGCUAAGAAUGCUGGUUGCCUUUCUGAUCCAGAGGUGGCAGACAAAAGAAGAUCACAAUCACAGAAAGUUAAUGAGGAAGAGAACGUAAAAGGCGACAAAGUAUGCGAAACAAAUUCGGAGGAAACUUUUAAGACUCCCGUGAGUUCCUACAGUGACCGACCAGUGCGAGAGAGAAGAACCGUGGAUAGACUAGUGAAUGCUGUCGAAAAGCGACCAACUAAGACUUUCUUUAUUGAGAAGGGCCGCGGUACUCCUCUGAAGGAGAUACCGAAUGUGGCUCACAAGUUAGCAAAGAAAAAGCCUGCAGAUCUUAAAUUGCUGCACCAGAUCCUUUUCAGAAGGCGUGGAAAGGUGGCAGAUUGCAAAAGUCACGUACUCCAAUUUUCUGGAUUCGUAUGGCGCGAUGAUGAGGAUAAGGAAAAAGCAAAAGUAAAAGAGAGACUUCAUCAAUACAACAAAGAUACAUUACUCAUGCUAUGCAACUUGUUCGAUCUACCUGCUGCAAAAAUUAAUACUAGGAAGGGAAAGCUUGUUGCGUCUUUGUUGGACUUUUUGGAGGCACCUCAAGCUAUCACUGAUGUCGCACAUUCUGGAAAAGAGCAGAAUAGAAAGCGUAAGAGGGUUGCAUCAAAGAGUUCGGGAAGUGGACGCCGCAAGGGAUCAAAGAAGGGGGACAUGAGUGAUGAUUCUUCUGAAACAGAUUUGGGCAAUUCAUCUGAAACUAAUGGCGAAGAAGAGGAAAAUGAUGAGACUAACCUUGCUGAUGAGGAUGAUGGAAUGAAUUAUCCUGAGAGCGAGGAAAAGAAUAACGAAUCUGAUCAAAACGGUGAUAAUAAUGAAGAAUCCCAAGAAGACAAUUCCGAAAAGAAUAAACCUUCCGAAAAAGGGGCUUCUGCUGGUACCGAGAAGCCAAAUUCUAAUAUGAGUUUCAUAAAAACACCUCUUCCAACAACAGCAAAGUGUCCAACAAAAAGUGCUUCUCCAAAGCAGGCUAAAGCCGGGGAUUCCAAUGAUACUGAUGGACAAUCCCCGAAAAGUAAAACUGUCGAUACUUCUAAGGACAAGGCAACUGCCAAAGAAGAUAACAAGGAGAAAUCUGCUGGUAAAGAAAUGGCUGAAGGGCAAUCCAAAUCAGGCAUGAAGGUGUACGGGCCGACGAAGGAGAGGGUGAGGAAGGCAAUAUGCCAUAUCUUGGAGUACAGGGUUAAUUAUAAUACGGCAACCUUUAAUGACAUUCUGAAGGAACUCGAGGUACAUUUUGACAGAGAUUUAUCAUCAAGGAAAAAUGCAAUAAAACUCAUGGUAGAGGAAGAGGUGGUGCGGCUCUCAGAGGAGGCUGCGAAGAACGAAGCGAAGGAACAAAAUAAACUGGGAGCUGAUGAGCCUGCAAGCGGAGAGGCGAAAGCUUGAUCAUCGCAGAGGCGCAAGUGAUUUGUAAAUACUAACUUAUUUACCCUGCUCUUCUAUAGGAGUCUUUUUUUCUGCAGUUUAGUCCAAUAGUAACAUUUUAAUAAUGUUCUAUUUUUAUGCAUUUUAGUCACCUUGUCUUGUAAAUAAUAACAUAUUUGCAUUUUUAGAAUUUUUG